CGUCAGCAGGGGAGGGGCGCUGGAAACUGGUCUCUUAUGGAGGAGGAAGCAGAUGCCCAGAGACGAUGAUGGGCUGGGUCUGGGCCACACAGCGAGGCAACCGCCAAGCCAGGGGCCGUGGAGAAGGGGGUGUCGGGAGACCUGGGCUCUGAUUUCUCCACCCAGGUGAACUCCUCUUCCCUCAACUCCCCCACGGGGCGUGGCUCCAUGGCCGCCCCCUCGCUGCACCCCUCUCUGGGGCCCGGCAUCGGCUCCUCGCUCGGCUCCCCCGGCCAGCUGCACUCGCCCAUCAGCACCCUGAGCCCGCCCAUCAACGGCAUGGGCCCACCGUUCUCAGUCAUCAGCUCCCCCAUGGGCCCCCACUCCAUGUCAGUGCCCACCACGCCCACCCUGGGCUUCGGCACCAGCAGCCCCCAGCUCAGCUCGCCCAUGAACCCCGUCAGCAGCAGCGAGGACAUCAAGCCCCCGCUGGGCCUCAAUGGUGUCCUCAAAGUCCCGGCCCACCCCUCAGGGAACAUGGCGUCCUUCACCAAGCACAUCUGUGCCAUCUGCGGGGACCGCUCCUCAGGCAAGCACUACGGGGUGUACAGCUGCGAGGGCUGCAAGGGCUUCUUCAAGCGGACGGUGCGCAAGGACCUGACCUACACCUGCCGGGACAACAAGGACUGUCUGAUCGACAAGCGGCAACGCAACCGCUGUCAGUACUGCCGCUACCAGAAGUGCCUGGCCAUGGGCAUGAAGCGCGAAGCCGUGCAGGAGGAGAGGCAGCGGGGCAAGGACCGGAACGAGAACGAGGUGGAGUCCACCAGCAGUGCCAACGAGGACAUGCCGGUGGAGAAGAUUCUGGAGGCAGAGCUGGCCGUCGAGCCCAAGACCGAGACGUACGUGGACGCGAACAUGGGGCUGAACCCCAACUCGCCCAACGACCCCGUCACCAACAUCUGCCAGGCAGCGGACAAGCAGCUCUUUACCCUGGUCGAGUGGGCCAAGCGGAUCCCGCACUUCUCAGAGCUGCCCCUGGACGACCAGGUCAUCCUGCUGAGGGCAGGCUGGAACGAGCUGCUCAUCGCCUCCUUCUCCCACCGGUCCAUCGCCGUGAAGGACGGGAUCCUCCUGGCCACCGGGCUGCACGUGCACCGGAACAGCGCCCACAGCGCCGGGGUGGGCGCCAUCUUUGACAGGGUGCUGACGGAGCUCGUGUCCAAGAUGCGGGACAUGCAGAUGGACAAGACGGAGCUGGGCUGCCUGCGCGCCAUCGUCCUCUUCAACCCCGACUCCAAGGGGCUCUCGAACCCAGCGGAGGUGGAGGCCCUGCGGGAGAAGGUCUACGCGUCCCUGGAGGCAUACUGCAAGCACAAAUACCCUGAGCAGCCGGGAAGGUUCGCCAAGCUGCUGCUGCGCCUUCCUGCCCUGCGCUCCAUCGGCCUCAAGUGCCUGGAACACCUUUUUUUCUUCAAACUCAUCGGGGACACGCCCAUCGACACCUUCCUCAUGGAGAUGCUGGAAGCUCCACACCAAAUGACUUAGGCCCGCGGCCCGUCCUUCGCGCCCGCCUGCUCCCCCACCCCCGGCCUGGCCACCCCGCCUGGCCGCCAGCUGCUCGUCCCGGCGGAGCCCCGUCCCCGCCCCUUCUCCGCCCGGCCUGCUCGACGUGGGGGCGCAGCCUGCUAAGCCUCGGAGUUGCCGACGCCUCCUUACGUUCAGGGCAGCGCGGCUCACCUGGCCGCCGGCCUGCCCUGGAGCUGUAGCAGCCGCUGGUGAUUGGAACAUCCCGCGCCACCCUCCUGUGUCUGCAGUGGCCCCUUCGCCGCCCGUCAGGUGCCCCCCCGGCCAGCGCGCCCCGCCCAGCGUCAGUGGCGGGGUGCCAACGACCCCGCCUGCACCGUCCCCGCCCCGGCGCACUUGAGAGGGGCUCCGGGGCCCCGGGCUCCCCUUCCCUCGCAGGGACGGGCCAGCAGCCCCUUCCCAAAGAUGGCUUGCAACUUCGCCCCCGAGCCGACCGGAACGGGAACUGACCUCCGUGCGGGGUUCUGGGGCCACCUCAAGGCUGCCGGGACUGGGGUCACCCACCUUCCCACCUCGGUUUUCUCUCUGCAUCACCCUGGUUUCAGCUUCUUCGCUCGCACAGCCCCGUCCGACCCAGGGUAGCCAGACCCAGUGUGUGGCCCGUCUCCGUUCUGCCUUCUGUUUCGGCCUGUGAGGAGGGGCGGGCUCGCGCCCGGUUCCUGGAGGGCGAGCCCGCUUCCCGGCCUUCCUGGAAGUCCGGGCCACGCUGGUGUGACUCAGCUGACCUCGCGGGCAGAGAUGGCCUCCGGGGAGGCCCGCAGGGGUGGGAGGAGGGGAGGCCCGCAGGGGUGGGGGGGCUGCUUCCUGGAGCUGCUGGGACAGAGGCCCCCUUUGCUGGCUGGCUGUUGUGUGUAGGAACCUCUUGGAAUCGGGGACGUCGCGUGCCAGCGUCCUCGGGCCUGUGGCUAGAUGCCCCUCGGGGACAGCCAGCCCGGCUGCUGUCUUGUCUGGGCAACAGCCUUAUGUGGGGCUCCAUCGGACACCUGCUCCGGCUCAUGGCUCCCCAGUCCAGCCCAGCACCUGCUUCCGUAGCAUCUCUGCCGACCCGGGCAGGGGCGCUGCCUCCUGGGUGGUGGGGGGGGGGGCACGCUCCGAGCUCCGGGGGUGCAGGGGCUCUCUCAGGUUGAACCGGCUUCUUUUGCACUGUAAUGCCCUCCCUUUGGUCUGAGUACUUUCCAUUCUCGCCCCUCAUACUCCAUGAACCCAGCGUUUGUCACUAGUGGGGGCCUGAGCAGGGAUGGGGGGUGAGGGGAUGCAGACAGCUCCUGCCCUCUUGGCCCUUGAGGGGAUGACCUGUACCCUGGGGGGGGGGGGGUCCUGAGGCAGGAUGCGGAGAGGCAGGCCUGCUGGCCCUCAGGCCUCCGUGGGGAAAGUAGCUGUGGCUCUUCUCCUUCCAGAGUCCCCGGCCAAGCUGGAAAGUGAGGCUCCGGGCAGAGGCUCUGAGGUGGCACAAAACUCUCCUUUCUCCACCGUCCACCCCGUUCAUCACGUGGGGAGGUGUCCCCUGCUGGGCGGGCGGCAGAGGCGGGGUGUGCUGGGGCCUGCCCAGCUCCCAGACGCUCCCCCAAAUCUCAGCAGCCUCUGGGGGCUCCAUUGUGACCAGCAGCGGCGCAGGGACGCUUGGGGACUCCCUCGCGGGGUCCCCGGUCGUGGAAAUAAAUGGUAGACUGCCCCUCGCCCAGCAUCCCUGGUGCCUUGUGCACCCGGUCCUCCCCACCCCGCCCCCUCGGGCAUGUGGGAACGUCAUCGUUCCGGGCCUCGGGGGCCCCGGCUGUUAGUCCGUAAAGCACUGAGGCCCCCGGGUUCCCGCCACCUCGACAGCCAGAAACCCCCAGCCCCUCUGCGCCCCGCCCCCCCACAGCCCGCAGGCACAGCAUCCCAGGGCCUUGGGCUGCCCUUCUCUUCCAUCUGUCUGCUGUCCUUGUCAUCCAUCCUGUGCUGUUUGAGAAGGCGGUAGAUGGGGAGACGGCCCGUUGCUCAGUAGAGAGGUAGGAUUUUUAUGUGACCAGACCUUUAAUAGUAUUACCAAUCUGGUUCCAUUAAGGUGAUUUUUUUUGUAAUUAUUAUUAUUAUUAUUAUUAUUAUUAUUUUGGUGGGACAAUCUUUAAUUUUCUAAAGAUAGCACUAACAUCAGCUCGUUAGCCACCUCUUGCCCGUCCCGCCUCGGCCGGGCCGGACGCCGCCCGGGCCCCGGCCUGCAGGUGCCUCCGCGUACUUGCUCCGCGGACUCACUGCCCCGCUUUGACAUGCAGACGGGGUUCCCACGGCAGAGGAGCCCAGAUGACCGCGUCCCGCGUCUGCAAGGUGUCCGCAGAGCCAGGCUCUGGCUUGCCACCCCCCCCCCCCAGCCCCCGUCAAGUGUCUCCUUGGAAGCCAGCCUGCCCUUGUCACCUGGAAACACACGGUCUCUGGGGGAAGAUGGCCCCACGCCCUCGGCUUUCCAAGUCUCGGCGUUCCUAGAGGAUUCGGGCCGGCGGCAAGCAUGGGGAGCCACGGCAGGGCUCCCUCCUCUGCAGGGGGCCCCUAGGAGGGCCCGGCCAGACGUGCAGUCAGUGGGUAAUCGGCUGAUGUUGUCCCCAUCACGGAAUUCGGGCGCGUGGCCUGGUCCCUGCCCUCGCAGGGGUGUGGUGUAAAAUGUCCGUGCUGUACAGAGAGGACCUGCGUGGAGCCACACGCCGUCGACACGCAGCACACGCGUAGCGGUUACCAGCGUUUUGUUUUCAUUUUUAAUCCAGACUUUCCCCCUCCUCCCGUGUUCCUGUACAUUUGCUUCAUGUGAGCAAGUAAUAAGGACCCCUCCUUUGGUGAAAUCCGGGUUCGAAUGAAUAUGUCAAGGCAAGGAGUGCAUCUAUUUUAAGAUGCUUUGGAGCAAGCAGCUUCAUCAGUCCCCGAUCCUUAGCCAUGCCUUAGCUGGGACGCGUAGCUAACGCUUUAGAGAGGUUGACAAGUACAUACAGAGAUAAAAUGUCUAAAGCAUCGGGAAAGGUAAAAAAAAAAAAAAAAAAAAUCUAUUUUUGUACAAAUGUAAUUUUAUCCCUCAUGUAUACUUGGAUGAUGGGGGAGGGGGGGUGGGACCUGUUUUGUUUCUGCUUCUGGACACGGAGGCGAGAGCUUCCCCGCGAAGCCUGGGGCGCGGCGCACGGGCUUUGUACGAACCUCUGCGCGCAGACGUCCCCCUCGGGCGGAGGUGGGCCCGAGACGUUCAAGGGUUUUCUUCCCCUUCCGAGAGGUCUUUAAAGCCUUGCGCUGUCCCGCCCCCGUUGCCAGCCGGCCUUCCCGAGACUCUGUUUGGCUGUGAACUUCCUUCCCUGCGUGAUUGUUCUCUGAACACCGCCACCGCAGGUGCCGGGCACGGACGAACAACGGUGUCAGAACGUGGAAAGAAACACAGAAAAACUGAGAGGAGAAACAAAAUAUGAGCGUUUAAAAAUA
Lynx canadensis (Canada lynx) is the source of this 4998-nucleotide messenger RNA. RefSeq names its product retinoid X receptor alpha (gene RXRA). Gene Ontology annotation, cellular component: nucleus; RNA polymerase II transcription regulator complex. Gene Ontology annotation, biological process: response to retinoic acid; retinoic acid receptor signaling pathway; negative regulation of transcription by RNA polymerase II. The record is from RefSeq and is a predicted model, not a curated record. The transcript is spliced from 10 exons. NCBI's taxonomy places the organism in Eukaryota, Metazoa, Chordata, Mammalia, Carnivora, Felidae. Bases 208 to 1527 code for a protein of 439 amino acids. Gene Ontology annotation, molecular function: zinc ion binding; retinoic acid-responsive element binding; nuclear steroid receptor activity.